CCCCCCCCCCCCCCCCCGGAGUCGGGGACAUAACGUGACACGUCCUCCCCGAGCGGCAGACGUCAGCGGACGCCACCAUGCAGCAGUGCCACACCGGCCUGUGCCUCUCCGUCUACGUCGUCACCUUCGUGCUGGGCUUCCCGGCCAAUCUGCUCGCCUUCGUCACCUUCGUCCGGAAGGUGCGGCAGAAGCCCGCGCCCAUCGACAUCCUGCUGCUCAACCUCACCGUCUCCGACCUGCUCUUCCUCCUCUUCCUGCCCUUCAAGAUGCAGGAGGUGAUGAACGGCAUGCUGUGGGACAUGCCCUACGCGCUGUGCCCGCUGUCCGGCUUCGUCUUCUUCAUGACCAUCUACACCAGCACCUUCUUCCUGACGGCGGUGAGCGUGGAGCGCUACCUGGGCGUGGCCUUCCCCAUCCAGCACACGCUGAAGCGGAGGCCCGUCUACGCCGUGGCCGCCAGCGCCUUCUUCUGGGUCUUCUCCAUCGUCCACCUGAGCAUCGUGUUCAUCGUGCCGUUCAUCGGGCCGGGGGCGUCGCCCAACGGCACGCUGGGCUCCACCGCGGCCCCCGCGACCCCCGCGGCCCGCGACGAGGUCUGCUACGAGGACUUCACCCCGGACCAGCUGAGGGUGCUGCUGCCCGUGCGCCUGGAGCUGUGCAUCGUGCUCUUCUGCAUGCCCUUCCUCAUUUGCUGCUUCUGCUACAUCAACUUCAUCCGGAUCCUGUCGCGGCUGCAGCACAUCGACCGGCGGCGCCGCCUGCGCGCCAUCGGCAUGGCUCUGGGCACCCUGCUGGUGUUCGCCGUGUGCUUCGGCCCGUACAACGUGUCGCACGUGGUGGGCUUCGUGAUGUGGAGGAGCCCGGACUGGAGGGACAAGGCCCUGCUGUGCAGCACCUUCAACGCCUGCCUGGACCCGCUCAUCUUCUACUUCUCCUCCUCCGCCGUGAGGGCGACGGUGAGCAGCAUGAUGCGCGGCGUCCGGAGGCGCCUGCACAUGUUCGCGCCCUGCCACGCGCUGGAGGUCUCGUCGCGGGGAACCAGCAAGAGCACCAACGACAAGGAGCCCACGCAGGAGGACAUGAACGCUAUCUGAGCGGAUUGUGGGUAUUUCUGCACCAACGAACGUGUGCGCGCGCGUGAGAAAAGCGCGUCUCUGGCGGAUUCUGAUGAACUGGUGGAGUCUAAAGCCACAGACGUGGUCACAUUCAAACAAGGACAGAUGUCAUUUAUUGAAACCUGUGUGUAUUAUGUGUAUAGAAUUUUAAUGCAGAUAUUGAUUAGAGGUGUAAAUGUAUGAACACUGGCAGGGAUCAUAAUUUGUAUAUACAUCAAAAAACAGAAACAAUAUUUUCGUAUACUGUCAUUUGAGAUAAUUUAUAACUUGCUUGUAGAGACGUCGGGUAAGAGCCUGAUGAAAACCAAUGAAAUAAAGAGAUGGGAUUUUCAUAAACAAACAAUAUACGUUUACGUAACUGUGUUCCCGGACCGUAGUCAGGGAACGAGGCGACCGCUUGUUUGUGUCCGUGGAAAGACGAGCGAUAAGGACUAAUUAGUUUGAGUGACGGCUGUGGCCGCUGCGUGUGAAGCCGCAGCAUCAGCCGAUGUGCGCA
Messenger RNA from Betta splendens (Siamese fighting fish), 1611 nucleotides. Its product is annotated as free fatty acid receptor 3-like. Gene Ontology annotation, molecular function: G protein-coupled receptor activity. Lineage: Eukaryota; Metazoa; Chordata; Actinopteri; Anabantiformes; Osphronemidae. The coding region runs from base 78 to 1094 and encodes 338 amino acids. The transcript has a single exon. Gene Ontology annotation, biological process: G protein-coupled receptor signaling pathway; cellular response to fatty acid. Gene Ontology annotation, cellular component: plasma membrane. The record is from RefSeq and is a predicted model, not a curated record.